AUGCAUUCAUCACUUGCACUAUACAGACUCACCACCGACGACAAUGCACUACGAAAAGCGCGGCUUAUGUCGCCGAAAGUGGCGGCACAAUGUCCCGAAAUCAGGCCCCUUCGUAAAGCAGUCCUGAAAUCGGGCCUCUCCUGGCCGGAAUAUGAGAGCUGCGGAAUUUCACCUGAUCGUUCCCAAAUCUUAACUGGAAAACAUCCUCUGCGCGCGGAUCGCCCGCAGACUGUUCGCAUGCUUAAACUUGAAGGUCCACUUCUCGCUUCAGGCCCUGACGGACGACGAAUGUUUCAAGGGUUAUUACGGAUGGUAGAUCUCGAAGACAGCCCUUCAUUUACCGCUCUUAGCUACAUCUGGGGCAGCCGCUCUGCUUCACAUGCCGAUGUGAUUAUUUGUAACGCUUACCCUGUUGAGAUUACUGCGAAUUGUUAUGAUGUGCUAUUUUCAAUUGGAUUCUACUCUUGGUAUACAUCCGACUAG
This is a messenger RNA of Lindgomyces ingoldianus, 483 nucleotides long. RefSeq lists its product as uncharacterized. The record is from RefSeq and is a predicted model, not a curated record. Lineage: Eukaryota; Fungi; Ascomycota; Dothideomycetes; Pleosporales; Lindgomycetaceae. Bases 1 to 483 code for a protein of 160 amino acids. The transcript has 5 exons.